Molecule: messenger RNA, 2857 nt
Organism: Paramecium octaurelia
Lineage: Eukaryota; Ciliophora; Oligohymenophorea; Peniculida; Parameciidae
Source: the annotation of a GenBank genome assembly
AUGGAAUAGCAAGUUAAUCAACUAUCUUGGAAGGUUUAGCAAAAUCCUAAAGAAUUGGAUUUAUCAUAUUGUGUUUUUUUAUAGGACUUAGAAUUCAUAACUUAUUUAAAAUCUCCUCAAGCAAAAUAAAUGGAAUCAUUAAAUUUAUCACAUACCCUAUUGUCCGAUUCGUCUCUUUUACAAUUAAGCUUUUUAAACUCGAAAUCUUUGAAGUUUUUGAAUUUAAGUUAUUGUGUAAACUUUACAGAAGGUGCAAUUGUCAACUUAUUAAACUCUGAUACUAUUGUGAAUAUUGAAGUUCUUGACUUAUCAGGUAAUCAACUAUCUGAUGUCUGUUUAAAAUUUGUAUUGUAGCCAAAUAAAAUGAAAUACUUGGCAUCCGUUGCAUUAAACGAUAUUGUAUUUAACUUAUAUAUCACUAGAAAAAAGGACAAUAAGGGUUUUCAUACAAGUUUUUUGAAAUACUCUCUUAAACCAAUCUCAAUAAGAGUUUAUUAAACCUUAGCAUAGGCAACUCCUUUGUCUAACCUGAUCAAUUAUAAAUGACUAAAGCAUAAACAAUAAUGAAUACCUUUUUUAAUCGAAUUAUGAAAGAAGAUCAUACGUAAUGUUGAUAUUUUAUAUUUUUAGUUACUUUUAUUAAUUAAGUUUGAAGAGUACAUCAAUUUAAACCCUAACUCUGUUUAAAUGCGAGUUACUCACUAAUAAAUUUAUUAAGAUGUUGUGUAGGAAUAUUAUAUUUCUAAGUUCUAUCAAAGUGUUAAAUAUUGGACACUGCAAAUUAUUGACUGAUAAAAUUUGUUAUUAUUUAUCAGAAGCAGGUGCAUCUAUUUAGAGGCUUGUAGAUUUAGAAUUAUUGGGUUUGAACAUAACCUCUGAUGGUUUGGACAAAAUAAUAAAAAGCAAAUCCCUUAAACUGAACCAUCUUGGAUUAGCUAUGUGUGAAGAUAUUCAAUGUGAUACAAUUAGAAUAUUAAUGGAUUCUAAAUUUGGUAAAAUGUUGACCUCUUUAGAAGUAUCAGGAUCUUACUCAUAAAAAAGUCAAAUUGUAGGAAUGUUUUCAUAAGAACAGAUCAUUUGGAAAGAUUUUAGUCUUAAGACGUUAUAUAUAGAGCUCUUUUUAGACUAAGGGUGUUAUUACCAACACGUAGGGAAACAAUAGCUUUAAUUUCAAAAAUAAUAAUAACUUAAUCAAAAUUUAACUCAAUUAGACCCAUAUUAUAAGACAUUCUUUGAGACUCAUAUGUAUUCAAUCAUAGACUAAAUCAUAUUCAUAAAAAAGAUCAAAGUUGUUUUAAAAGUCUAAUACACUGACGAAGACUUAAUUGCUUAAUAUUUGACUAAUUUUAUAGAAUAAAAUAACCUUUUAGAUAAUCUAUUAAUAAAUGAUAAUUAAUUAUUUGUCAACAACCUUUGCAUCUUAUCAUACGUUUUAUAAUCGAUAACAAAGGCGUCAGCAAAAAUAUAUGAUGUGGAAGAAAAAAACUAAUAAAAUAAUUUAAUAUCAAUUAUUCAGAUUAACUACUUAGACCCCAUAGAAAAAGAAAAGAUUAAUGUUUCUUAAAUAAGAAAUUUGGUCUUAAUGAAGCAAGAUUUGUUAAGAGAUGAAGAUUUGGCUUUAGUUGGAAAAUAUUCAGAAACCAUUUUUUCACAGCUGUCGUACAUACAAAUAAAAGGUAAACAUUAAUUUUCAUAAAGGCUGCAAGCAAAUCACAAUGAAAGGUUUACAGUAAUUAGGAGAAAGAUUACUUCAUUAAUUAUAAUUUUUAGAUGUUAGAAAAACAUAAAUUAAAUUAAAUGAAUACUCUCAAAUAUUAAACGAUUUUAUCAAUCUUACUUCCUUUAAUAAUAAUAAAAUUCAACUUGAUUUUAAUCAAGUAAGUUUGUUGAUUAUAUUAGAAAAAUACUAAGGAUGACCUAGUCUAAUGGCUAAAUUUACUGUUCAGAUUGUUAUCUUUGAAGAAACUAAGUAUUAAAAAUACAAAUAAAUAAUCAAUUUUUAAUAUGUUUUUAAUGAGGUUUGUUGCUUAAAUGGUAAAAAACAAUCAUUUAUCUAUGAAAAAAUUGUAUUUGUAAUGUUUUUUGAACAUUGCUGAUUUGUAUUAAUUAUGCUUAAAUUAGUCAAUUAUAUUCAGAAGAAAGCUUAACCGAAUUAUGCGAAAGCCUUUAACUAAGUUUCAACAUAAAAACAUUUUAUUUGGAGAUUUCUGGAUUAAUUAAGCAUUAGUUCAUAAUAGAUGUUUUUAACACAUUAAUCAAUACUUAGAUUACAAAUUUAAACUUAUAACUUGAAAAGUAUAUUAAUUAUGUAUUAUAGAUAAAAGUUGCAAUAUUAUUGACGAAAUCUUUAUUAAUAAAUAAACUAGUACCCAUUAUUUCAAAGCAUUAGAAUUCAGCACUUCUAAUUUAAGUUAACUUGAUAUUAUUCUAUACAACACUUAACAAUUAGAAGACCUGACAGCUGUAUUGACUCUAAAUGAAAAUAAAGUAGACAGUUUAAUAUAUCUUUUUUAAAAUAACUAAUUAAUUACAUUAAAAAUUGAAUUAUUGCAAGCAAAACUUGAACAAUUUUUAGAUAUUUUAUCAGCUGUCAACCCUGAAAAACUAAAAGCAGCAGAAUUUGUUAUAAAUAAGUAAUAAUAUUAUACAUUUAGUAUUUUAAUUAAUGAAAGCUGUUUACAAAGGCUCUAAGAAUUUUUACUUAAAAGUAAAAGAUUAAUUGAAUUUUCAAUAUCAAUGAUUGGGUAAUUGUUAUCUAUAUAUUUAUAGGUGCGGAUGUACUAAAUAAAUGAUGGAUAAAUAUUUUAAAAGUAACUUAUACAUUUUUAAAAUUCCAUAACUGAAAUUUUAUUAUUGA